ACUAUGCUUGUCUUCGAGCGCCGGUAGUAAUCAAGCUAUUCGUCGACCGAGGAGCGUAUAUCGAGUCCGUAACCUGAGACGGAUCAUCGCCGCUGAUACUGUCUGCUUACGCGGGCUCGGAGGAGGGUGUCAGAUGCCUCUUGCAAGCUGGUGCAAAUACGGCUGUCGUGGACGACUCACACGCCACUGCAUUACACUAUGCGGCUUCAAUCGGCGUAUGGGAGUGUGUCGAACUGCUGUUACAAGCUGGUGCAGACCCUUUCGUUCAGAAUACCUACGGCGGGACCCCGAUUGCCACGGCUGUUUAUAAAUGCCACAUAGGCCUCGCCCAUACGAUGAUCGACUGGCUCAUGACCCAGAGAAAUGGGUCGAAGUCCUUCAAGCUUGCUGUGAAAAGUGGCUCCCAUAGCCUUGUUAUUUUGUGGCUUGAUCACCGGCCGGGAAACAGCAGCAGCCAGACUCCUUUGCUGUUUCGCCUGGCCGGGGAGUUGGACACUCAGGAGGUUUUCAAAGGAUUUAUGAGUUCCCUGGACGACCAUUCAGAAAUCUAUGGAAUCCGAGAUGCCAAGGGACGAUCCUUACUUGACGUUGCGACUGGGGUUGACAUGAGGAGUCUGCUGGAGCAGCAUCAAGCGACCUCCGACACCAUACAGGCAGAAAUGCCGUCACAGGAAGCGGUAUCGACCGAGGACCCGGAGACGCAAGAAAUAACACAACCUUCGAGGGCACCCCAAGAAGACGCCAGCUCAGUGCCAGCGCCUUGUCGUUGCAAGGAGAUAGACCAAAUCUGCUUCGUCAUCAACAAUCUACACUGCGACAACUGUAGAUCCAAGAUUGACGACGACUUCUACUAUGAUUGCUGUACGACUGCCUGCUAUAGAUACGGAGCAUGGGUGUGUAGAGAAUGUUAUGCCGAAGGACGUCCGCCUGGAUGCCCAAGAACUGGAGAGCAUAAACUGAGAGUUCGUUAUGUGUAUGACAACCUACGUUCAUACGAGGAGUUAUCCCCGUGGGUGGCAAAGAUGGAGUUACCGCUCGUGUCCUAGGUGCCUAGUAGCUGGAUAGGGGCAGUUUUCCUCUUGAUUUUAUGUUCUCAAUUUCUCUUCAUGGCGAUC
This is a messenger RNA of Tricharina praecox, 1115 nucleotides long. RefSeq lists its product as uncharacterized. Bases 336 to 1046 code for a protein of 236 amino acids. NCBI's taxonomy places the organism in Eukaryota, Fungi, Ascomycota, Pezizomycetes, Pezizales, Pyronemataceae. The transcript has 2 exons. The record is from RefSeq and is a predicted model, not a curated record.